Molecule: messenger RNA, 1527 nt
Organism: Tachysurus fulvidraco (yellow catfish)
Lineage: Eukaryota; Metazoa; Chordata; Actinopteri; Siluriformes; Bagridae
Gene: cldn1
Product: claudin 1
Exons: 5
Coding region: 124-789 (221 amino acids)
Biological process (GO): bicellular tight junction assembly; cell adhesion
Cellular component (GO): plasma membrane; bicellular tight junction
Molecular function (GO): structural molecule activity
Source: RefSeq, a predicted model, not a curated record
UGUGUGUGUGUGUCUCUGUGAGUGUGUGUUUGCAGUGUGUGUCAGACAGACAUACAGGUGUGUGUUGCUCUCAGGUGAGUGAGGAGCUGAUACUCCUAAGAGACUCUACACUUUAGUCCAGACAUGGCGAGUGGAGGGAUGCAGCUCCUGGGCUAUAUACUGGCAUUUUUAGGCUUUGUGGGUUUGAUCAUCUCCACCACCAUGACGGAGUGGAAGAUGUCCUCAUAUGCAGGAGACAAUAUUAUCACAGCGCAGGCCGUGUAUGAGGGACUGUGGCAGUCCUGCGUGUACCAGAGCACUGGCCAGAUCCAGUGUAAAGUCUACGACUCGCUCCUGCAGCUACCCUUGGAGGUCCAGGCGGCUCGAGGGUUCAUGGUGUCAGGGAUCCUGCUGUGUGGCAUCGCUGUCCUGGUGGCCGCAGUGGGUAUGAAGUGCACCAAGUGCAUGGAGGACAACAUGGAGGUCAAAAGCAAAGUGGCCAUGGCUGGAGGAGUCGUGUUUGUCGUGGCAGGUGUGGAGAUUUGGAUUAGAUUCUUCUCAGAAAGAGAUAAAACAGGAAAACGUGUGUGUGCUUUCAUUGCUACUAUCUGGUAUGGAGAUAACAUCAGACGGCAGUUCUUCAACCCCUUCACUCCGACUAACGCAAGGUACGAAUUUGGUAAAGCUCUAUAUAUUGGAUGGGGAUCGUGCUCUCUCACUGUGAUUGGCGGCAGCUUGCUGUGCUGUAACUGUGGCACGAAGAGUUCAGGAGGUCCAGCAAAACCUUACCCAGGGCCUCGUCCGAAAUAGCCCUCACAGCCCUCACAGCCCGACUAACAUUUAACGUCAGCUGCCACAUGUGUGCUGUACAACAGUGGACACUGGACAAUCACUGGAAAAUCAACACAAUUUUCAUACAAAUUAGAAUUUUUUCUAGGUUAAAAUACCAAGAAACUUUUUUUUUUUUUUUUUCACUUUCACUGCACACAUAAAUGUCAUUUUUAAACACAUAACUCCUUUUACAUAGAUUAAAUAAAAAAUUAAAUUUUUCCUCAAAUAUAUCCAUUAUUACCGGAUGAUGACAUGCAUGACUGUUGCAUGUAAUGUUGUAAUGUAAUGUUUAAAGUGUUUUUACAUAGCUUAGUAGCUAUAAAUAGUCUUUUUUUCUUUUGUCUUGAAGUUUGAAAACAAAACUAACAAAAAACAAAACAAAACACAGCUUGUCAUGUUUUUGAGAAAACUUUCCUCUGGUGGAAAACCUUCUGUUAAUAAAUUCUGGCAAUGGAGACUCCUUCAAUAAAUGUUACUUAAAUAUCUUCUUAACAACUUGAUAUUAGGUUUACAUGAAUUCUUGUAUGAGUCAUUACUAUAACAACAGCUCUGUGUAAGAACAUGCAUUCAUAUAAACCUCUCCUGGUCCAAUCAGAAUCCAGAAUUCUUGCAUCUCUGAGACACAAGUUCAUGUGAAUUGUUUUGUAAAGUAUAACAUUUUGACGAGGAUGUUUUUUGUGUCUCAAACUAAUCGAAUAAAAUUUCGUUUUUCUACAA